Schistosoma haematobium is the source of this 1089-nucleotide messenger RNA. RefSeq names its product Guanine nucleotide-binding protein G(t) subunit alpha-3. NCBI's taxonomy places the organism in Eukaryota, Metazoa, Platyhelminthes, Trematoda, Strigeidida, Schistosomatidae. Gene Ontology annotation, molecular function: G-protein beta/gamma-subunit complex binding; GTP binding; G protein-coupled receptor binding. Gene Ontology annotation, cellular component: heterotrimeric G-protein complex. The transcript is spliced from 6 exons. The record is from RefSeq and is a predicted model, not a curated record. Bases 1 to 1089 code for a protein of 362 amino acids. Gene Ontology annotation, biological process: adenylate cyclase-modulating G protein-coupled receptor signaling pathway.
AUGGGAUGUAUUGUGAGCAAAGAAAAACUAGCUGCUAUAGCUCGAUCCAAAGACAUUGACAGAAAACUAAAGGCUGAUGGUGAGGCUUCAUUUAAAGAGGCCAAACUGUUGCUCCUUGGUGCCGGAGAGUCGGGAAAAAGCACGAUAGUUAAACAAAUGAAGUACGUUACUGUAAUAUUUAUUUGCAGAAUUAUUCAUAUGUCUGGUUAUACUGAAGAAGAAUGCAAAACGUACAGACCGGUCGUAUUCAGCAACACCAUCCAGAGCAUGGUAGCCAUACUGAGAGCUAUGGAACAACUGCAGAUAUGUUGUGCAUAUCCGAACGCAAUGAAUGAUAUUGCUGUGGUCCUCAACCUUCCACGGACAGAUGUUGACGUGCUACCCGACGAAGUAUUUAGUGCGCUAAAGAGGCUCUGGUACGACCCAGGUGUUCAAACAGCUGUUAAUAGGUCUCGAGAAUUUCAACUGAAUGAUUCUGCAUCAUACUUCCUUGACUCAUUGGAUAGGUUAUCAAGUCCUUGUUAUAUCCCAACACAACAGGAUGUCCUUCGAACUAGAGUAAGAACGGGUGGAAUUGUAGAAACCCACUUCUCUUUUAAAGGAUUAAGCAUCAGGAUGUUUGAUGUUGGAGGACAGCGUUCAGAACGAAAAAAAUGGAUUCACUGUUUCGAAGGCGUCACCGCAAUUAUAUUUGUGGUUGCUAUGAGUGAAUACGAUCUAACCCUUGCUGAAGAUCAAGAAAUGAAUAGGAUGAUGGAAUCUAUGACAUUGUUUGGUUCAAUAUGUAAUAACCAGUGGUUUACAGAAACAAGUAUCAUUUUAUUUUUAAAUAAGCGAGAUAUUUUUGAAAACAAAAUAAUGAAGUCCCCGUUAACCAUAUGUUUCCCAGAGUACACUGGUGGGAAUAACUAUGAAGAGGCUUCGGAGUAUAUUCGAUCAUGUUUUGAAAAUUCAAACACUCGUAGUGGACCUAAAGAUAUCUAUUCCCAUUUCACAUGUGCAACAGACACAAAUAAUAUACAGUUUGUAUUUGAUGCUGUAACUGAUGUAAUAAUUAAAAACAACCUCAAGGAUUGUGGGAUAUUCUGA